AUGGAAACUGAGAGUGAGCAAUAUGAGGAUAUAUGGAGCAUCACAACUGAAACUGUGAACAAAGUCACAAAGAGCCAGGAUGGGCAGCCGUGUCAACUUUUCGCCGCUAUGCAGCUCAGAAACAACUUAGUCAAAUUCCAGUUGGAUUGUGGUGCAACAUGUAACAUUAUCCCCAUAAACUUAGUAAAUCCAGAUGUUCAAAUACAGAAGACAGACCAAGUACUUGUGAUGUACAAUAAAAGUACACUAAAACCAGUAGGCAAAUGCCAUCUGAAAUUUAGAAAUCCAUGUAACAAAAAGCUGUACAGACUGGAAUUUAUGGUUAUUGAUGCACACUCUACAGUACCGUUACUAGGAAGCAGAGCAGUCCAGGGUAUGAAGCUGGUUGAAGUACAAUCUGAGAAUAUCCUGGUGGUGGAUAAUGUUAUGACAAGGACGGAUGGAGAGGACACAGUCGGACAAUGGACAAUGAAACAAAUAACAGGAGAGUUCAUAGACAUUUUCACAGGAGAUGGUUGUCUGCCUGGUCACUAUAAGAUAGAGAUAGAUCAGGGGGUGGAGCCAGUGAAACUGCCAAAGCGGAGAAUACCAGUUGCAAUGAUGGGACCACUAAAGGAGGAGCUGGACAAUCUCCAUGAACGAGGUAUAAUCACACCAGUAGAACAUAGCACUGACUGGAUAAGCAGUCUGAUUGUUGUGAAGAAACCCAGCAGCAAGUUAAGAAUCUGCAUAGAUCCUAGACCGUUGAACAAGGCUUUAAAAAGGAGCCAUUUCCCUCUGCCCACAAUUGAGGACAUUUUACCUGAGCUGUCAAAAGCAAAAGUAUUUACAGUCUGCGAUGUAAAGAACGGUUUCUGGCAUGUCCAACUGGACAAUCCAUCGAGUUAUCUCACCACGUUUGCAACACCUUAUGGGAGAUACAGGUGGUUGAGAAUGCCUCUGGGAAUAAGCCCAGCACCUGAGGUCUUCCAGAGAAUGCUGAACCAGGCAUUAGAAGGACUUCAAGGAGUACACAUAAUUGCAGAUGAUGUGUUGAUAACAGGGGAAGGUGAAACACUGGAGAUGGCGAGAAAGGACGAUAACGAAAAACUGAGAUUGUUCCUAGACAGAUGCCGAGAGAGAAACAUUAAGCUGAAUGUCGACAAAUUCAGACUCAGACAAAGUGAAGUGACAUACAUUGGACAUUUGCUCACAUCGGAAGGCCUAAAAGUAGACCCAGAGAAAGUAUGGGCCAUAAAAGAAAUGCCAAGACCAACUGAUGUGAAAGGUGUACAGAGAAUUCUGAGCAUGGUAAAUUAUCUGUCCAAGUUUUGCAGACACCUUUCUGAUCACUGUGAAGUGCUCAGACAGCUGACACACAAGGACAGUUUGUGGGACUGGUCUGAGAUUCAUGAACAAGCCUUCAAGAACAUAAAAGACCUCAUAACCAAGGCACCGGUACUGCGCUACUACAGCCUCAAGGAACAGCUAGUUCUACAAUGUGAUGCCUCGGAAACAGGCCUUGGUGCAGCAUUAUUGCAGAGUGGGGAACCUGUUGCUUUUGGAAGCCAUGCACUGUCACUGACUGAAUGGGGUUACGCCCAAAUAGAAAAAGAGUGCCUAGCCAUAGUGUACGGCAUGGAGAAAUUUCAUCAGUACACAUAUGGACGAAAAGUGAUCAUACAGUUUGAUCAUAAACCUCUUGAGAGUAUUGUCAAGAAGCCACUGCUGCAUGCACCCAAGAGACUUCAAAGGAUGUUAAAGAGAUUACAGAAAUAUGACUUCAUCAUUACAUAUGUUCCUGGAAAGGAGAUGCUGUUGGCAGAUGCACUAAGCCGAGCGUAUCUGGAGGACACCGCACAGGAAGGAUCAGUGGAAAAAGAGGUCGAAAGUGUGAACAUGAUUCAAUACCUCCCAAUAUCUGAAGAGAGAAUAAAUGUAAUCAGAAGUGAAACAGCAAAAGACGACACACUUCAGACACUAAUAAAGACAUUAAGAGAAGGAUGGCCAACAAAUAGAAGAGAUAUACCAAGUAAAAUAGAUCACUACUACUCAAUCCAGGAUGAACUGUCAAUACAGGAUGGUAUUGUGUUCAAAGGGGAAAGAGUUGUGAUACCAGAUGCUCUCAGGAGUGACACGAUACAACGAGUUCACUCAGCACACCUUGGUAUUGAAGGAUGUUUGAGGAGAGCAAGGGAAUGCCUCUAUUGGCCCGGAAUGAAUGCGCAGAUAAAGGGAUACAUUGAGAAGUGUGAUCUGUGUAGAACACUGGGAGUAAAACAACAGAAAGAAUCACUCUACCCACAUGAAUUGCCUGAAAGACCAUGGUCUAAAGUGGGCACAGAUCUGUUUGUUUUCAAUAACCGUGACUAUCUGAUCACUGUGGACUAUUUCUCAAAUUUCUGGGAGCUAGAUUACUUUCAAGACACAAAGUCUUCCACUGUGAUUAACAAGUUGAAAGCCCAUUUUGCCAGGCAAGGUAUACCUGAUAUUGUGUUUUCAGACAAUGGGCCACAGUAUACGUCAACCGAAUUCCAACAGUUCAGUAGACGUUGGGAGUUCCAGCAUAAAACAUCGUCACCCACUCACCCGCAAAGUAAUGGGAAGGCGGAGUCCGCUGUCAAAACAGCAAAACGUCUGAUGCAGAGAGCCAAGAUGGCAGGACAAGAUCCAUACCUUGCAAUAUUAGAUCACCGAAACACUCCGUCACAGGGCCUAAAUGCAAGCCCCGCUCAGAGACUGCUAAGCAGGAGGACACGCACACUACUCCCAACACACAACAAUCUGUUGAAACCAAAAGUAAUGGACACAACACACGGACUGAGACUUAAUCAAAGGCGACAAGAAAUGUACUAUAACAGACACGCGAAAGACAUGACCACAGUGACACCAGGUGAUAAAGUAAGAGUACAGCCAACACAGUCACAAAAGGCCUGGCAGAAAGCAACAGUUAUAGAACCGGUCAACAAACGGUCAUACAAGAUUGAACUGGACAGUGGUGGUGUUCUGAGGAGGAACAGAAGGUACCUAAAGCACACUGGCCAUCAAGACCUGGUCAUACAACAAGAACAGUGUGCUGAGAACAGCAGAUCAAAGGAUCACUGUGCUCAGCCAAUUGGUGACACAAAACAUACUGUUACUACCAGAUCAGGUCGGAUUAAUGCCAGACCACAGUAUUUGAAGGACUAUGUUACUUAA
Messenger RNA from Erpetoichthys calabaricus (reedfish), 3177 nucleotides. RefSeq lists its product as uncharacterized. NCBI's taxonomy places the organism in Eukaryota, Metazoa, Chordata, Cladistia, Polypteriformes, Polypteridae. Gene Ontology annotation, molecular function: nucleic acid binding. The record is from RefSeq and is a predicted model, not a curated record. The transcript has a single exon. Gene Ontology annotation, biological process: DNA integration. Bases 1 to 3177 code for a protein of 1058 amino acids.